Molecule: messenger RNA, 1811 nt
Organism: Cyprinus carpio (common carp)
Lineage: Eukaryota; Metazoa; Chordata; Actinopteri; Cypriniformes; Cyprinidae
Product: ras-related protein Rab-25-like
Biological process (GO): exocytosis
Cellular component (GO): recycling endosome
Molecular function (GO): GTPase activity; GTP binding
Source: RefSeq, a predicted model, not a curated record
GUGUGUAUGUCGUCGUAUCAUUGGCUGAACAGGUGCACUGUUGCACUCAGUUUCAUGUGACUGCACCUGCUCUCGCCCUACCUGUUUGACCAGACUUGAGUGCACCAAAAGUCACGCCCACCUUCCUCCAGGUCAGCCGCUGUAGCAUAGAGAGGAGGAACUUUCACUCUCGGGUUUCCUUGGAAUUGGUUGGGAUUUUGACUCAUGCAGCUCUAAUCUAAAUUAGUGAAGGCAGAUCUGCUUACAGGAGUGACAGUAUGGGGUCUGAUGAGGCCUACAACUUUGUUUUCAAAGUGGUUCUUAUUGGAGAAUCUGGCGUUGGUAAGAGCAACUUGCUGUCACGGUUCACCAAGAAUGAGUUUAAUCAUGACAGCCGGACGACCAUCGGAGUGGAGUUCAGCACAAGAACUGUGCAGCUAAACGGCCUCACCAUCAAAGCUCAGAUCUGGGACACAGCCGGACUGGAGCGGUACCGGGCCAUCACUUCUGCAUAUUAUCGAGGAGCGGUUGGAGCUCUACUAGUCUAUGACAUUUCAAAGCACUUGACGUAUGAAAGUGCUGAGCGCUGGCUGAAGGAGCUGUAUGAUCACGCAGAUCCACAUAUGGUAGUGAUGCUUGUGGGCAACAAAACGGAUCUGGCAGCAGUACGAUCUGUUCCAACAGAGGACGCAAAGGACUUUGCAGAAAAGAAUAGUCUUCUGUUCAUGGAAACCUCUGCUUUGGAGUCAGUAAACGUCGAGGCAGCAUUCAACACUGUGCUUACAGAAAUCCAUAAAAAGGUGAGCAGCAAAGAAGUGACCCGAGGCUCUAUCAAUGCUGUGACAUUAUCCCAGCCUAAAGCUGCAGCAGAUGACGCACAGGAGGAAAAGAAGGCCUGCUGUAAGAACCUGUGAAAGAACAUUCCGGGUAGAAGGACUUCACCAGGGGCCUAAAGGAGUUGUGAAUCCAGCUUGUACAGUAGAGCUAUCACUAUGAAAGAACGAGUAUGAUAAAAAACUAAAGGAAAUCCAUUUCAUUGACUGACAUAGGCAUAUGUGUAUUGUUAAAUAUUAUGUAACAAGUAAAAGGCAUUUUAAUGUUUGUCAGGUUUGACAAGGAUUAAUGUCAAAUUUAAUUAAUUUUAAUGUGUUUUCCCUAAAUGUUACCUCUCAGUAGAAGAUUUUUGUUUGUGUUAUUUAUGAAAUGUCAUGCCAAACUUUUUUUUUUAAACUUACAUUUAUUAAUUUAACAAACUUUUUUAAUCAAAAGAAACUUACAAAUGAAGAAUACAAGAAGCUUUCCAUCUUACUCAAGUUAUAAGAUCAACAGAUGCUGGAGGAAUAACUUUAUCACUUUAAUUAUCGUAAGAUGGCGGAAAGAACAUACUUUUCAAUUUGCAUGUUCAUCCUCACUGUUUAGUAUUUAAUUUUAUUUAUUCAACACACCUAAUGAAGACAACUGACAAAAACCCACACACAUAUGAUUAAGAAAAUUAUUUUUACUAUUUUAAGACCAAUCAGCACUAAUUAAAUAUUUUCUGUAAUUAAAAUCUAUAUAUAAACAUUUAUAAGCAAAGUGUUGAUUUGAAUGUUCAUAGAUUGCUGAUGCUUCAGGUAUUAUCAGUUGUUGCUGUUAACACAACAUAAAGAAAAUAUAUACGGCAUGUCAUUUUCCAAUUAGAAGUAAAGCAGAAAUAUGUAUGAAAAUGUCUGAAUUGUUUGUUUUUCACAAUGAGGCUCAAGUGCAGUUUGCAAAAUGUCUAACAACAACACAACAUUUAUGGACAUUUAUGAAUCAUCAUUAUACAUUAUAAACAGAAUAAUAAAUAUGAA